Penicillium pulvis is the source of this 573-nucleotide messenger RNA. RefSeq lists its product as uncharacterized. NCBI's taxonomy places the organism in Eukaryota, Fungi, Ascomycota, Eurotiomycetes, Eurotiales, Aspergillaceae. The coding region runs from base 1 to 573 and encodes 190 amino acids. The record is from RefSeq and is a predicted model, not a curated record. The transcript has a single exon.
AUGUCCACUGAAAUUCCCAAUCAUAUUCACCAUAUAAUCCCCCAAAUCCGCGGUGGAUACAUCAAAUCACUAACAAACUGGGAGAUGGGCCUUUACACCAGCCCUAAGAUAGACAGCUACACCCUCAGCGGGAAACUCCUCGCAAUGGCAGGACACAUGGGCAAAAACUUUCUAGUGUCCGAAAUCGUUGACAGCCCCAGCAUACCCCUCUGCUACCGCCCUAGAGUUAACUGCAUUAUCAGCGUGCUCCUAGACACUAGUGAAAUGAUCCAGACAGACCAGAAUCUUGUGUUCACAGCCCCCAAUGUCUUGGCUAAUAUCCUGCGCAUGCUGAUUGUUCAGAUCGGCAGACUGACUCUUGUGAAUGUUGGAGAUGACAAGGCUGUUCAUAUGGAUAGAUCUGCGGAUGUCAUGGAUGCCUCUAUCGCCUUCCGGAGUGUCGGCCUUGGGGCGUUUCAGGACUGUGAUGCUCAGCAACAGAAUAUGCUUGCUGGGCUUUGGCAGAAAAUGCAUUUUGUUGGCAGGUGGUGUAAAUGUACUCAGUGUGUCCAGAGGAGAUUUGGGUGUAUUUGA